CCCACUCCUUCCCUGGGGCGCGCAUGCGUACUGAGCGGGCCCCGUCUCCUGCUGCACCAGCGACAGCGGCAAGAGAGGCUUGGUUGGGACGGGGAGCGGCGGAGGGCAAAUGGAGGCUAUGGGGUCGCAGCAGCAGCAGGGGCGGAAGAGGGUCCCCAACCGCGAGAGGCCCGCCGCAGCAGAAGAGGAUGCGCUCAAUCAGAUCGCGCGCGAGGCUGAAGCAAGACUUGCAGCAAAACGUGCAGCACGAGCUGAAGCACGAGAAAUCCGGAUGAAGGAACUUGAGAGGCAACAAAAGGAAAUCUAUCAGGUCCAAAAGAAAUAUUAUGGUCUGGACACAAAGUUUGGUGACAUCGAGCAGUGGAUGGAAGACAGUGAGCGUUACACCCGUAAAUCCAGAAGAAAUGCCUCGGCUUCGGAUGAAGAUGAGCGCAUGUCAGUGGGUAGCCGUGGAAGCCUCCGGAGUGACUUGGACUAUGCCAGUGCCUACCCAGUGGCUUCCUGUUACUCUGACCUUAGUCUUCAUUGCACUGGUUUUCCUUCCAAAUCCCAAUCUUCUUCUCACAAUGGAAAUCGGCCCUCCUUGUUGUACAGUGAUGCUCUGCCUGCCAGAAGCUACAGGGCAUCUCUGUAUGAUGAGAACUUUAACAGUGGGACUCGUCGGUAUAGUGCUUCUAGCUCACGUCCUCCUUCGGAGUACAGUUGCUACCUUGGCUCAGGAUCCCGAGCUUCUUCUAGAGCAAGUUCUGCUCGUGCAAGUCCUGUGGUUGAAGAAAGGCCUGAAAAGGACUUUGAGAAGGGAGUUCGUACCGUGUCAAGUUUGUCAGCAGCUACACUGGCCUCUCUAGGUGGAACUUCUUCCCGGCGAGGCAGCGGAGAUACCUCAAUUUCAGUUGAUACUGAAGCAUCUAUCAGAGAAAUUAAGGAUAUCAAUGAGUUAAAGGACCAGAUUCAGGAUGUACAAGGAAAAUACAUGCAGGGAUUGAAAGAAAUGAAGGACUCCCUAGCUGAAGUUGAAGAGAAAUAUAAAAAGGCUAUGGUGUCAAAUGCCCAAUUAGAUAAUGAGAAAACCAAUUUCAUGUAUCAAGUAGACACCUUAAAGGAUGCAUUGUUGGAACUAGAAGAACAGCUUGCAGAAUCCAAGAGGCAAUAUGACGAGAAAAGUAAAGAUUUUGAGAGGGAAAAACAUGCUCACAACAUAUUGCAGUUCCAGUUCAUGGAAGUCAAAGAGGCUCUGAAGCAAAGAGAAGAACUACUUGCAGAAAUCCGACAACUGCAACAGAAACAAGAGGGCUAUGUCAGGGAAAUCUCUGAUCUUCAGGAAACAAUAGAAUGGAAAGAGAAAAAAAUAGGGGCAUUAGAGAGACAGAAAGAGUUCUUUGAUACCAUAAGAAGUGAGCGAGAUGAUCUUAGAGAGGAGGUGAUUGUGCUGAAGGAACAAUUGAAGCAACAUGGAAUAAUCCCCAACUCAGAAGUAGCUACCAAUGGAGAAACCUCUGGUGGCCUACAUAAUGAUGGACUAUCAAAUUCUUCCAAGAUGGUUCCAGGCACAAGUCACACCCCUGAGGUACCUGUGGAUGGUACACUAGGCAGAGCCAAUGAAGUGGAGAUGAAAAAUGAGAAUAUGGGGAAAAGAGAAAUCUUGCAGAAUACUGAGCAUGAGGAACACACAGAGGAGACUAAGGAGCAGGAAAUUGUACAGGAGUGUUCGGAGAUAAAGACGUUGCAUGCUGAUGAAAAGACGGAGGCAGAAAAAAUCACUGAUGACAAAGUUGUGCCAACAUUGGUAUUAAAUAGUGUACUUGAGGAACCAGCUGAAAUUCAUUCAGAGCAUGUUGCAGGAAUUGUUUAUUCCCCUGAAAGUAGUGAUGUAGUUGAAUUUAGAGUCGAAGGAGGGUCACUUGGUCAGACCACAGAAGUGAAAGCGUUGGAUGAAAAUGUUGUAAAUAAAACUAGUAAUCAAAGUAAAGAAACGGAUGUAGGUAUUGAGGUUGAUGAGACAAUAAAAACAGAUUUAGAAAUGCUUCCUCAAAAACAAAAUAAAGAAAAAGAAACAGAUACUGUAACUGAUGAGGGAGAAGACAACAAUAAUGAAAUAUUUCAGGAAGCUCUAGAUUUUGUGAAUGAUAGUCAAAUGGCAGUUUCCACUCACUCAGAAUCAUCAGACCUGGCAGAUGAUAUGCUCACACAAGCAUCAGCUAUUCAUUCUAAUACUGAACAAUCAGAGAACAAGAUUGUUGAGAGUGAUUUGCUUAUCAAAGAUGGAAGUAUUACGAUAGCUAACAAAGCACAGUGGGAUGAAAAUGAGGCUGGUGGAAUUGAUGGCGAGAAUGAGAUGGAAAAUGUACUUCAACAGCAAGAGAACAAAGCAGAUUCUGCAGUAGAGCAUAUAGAAACACCCUGUGCUGGGGAACAAACAUCAGAUAACCUUACAGAGGAGCAAAAACAAGUGGAAAUGGAAGAAUCUGAAUCCCCAUCUUCAAACACUGAUGCAUUCAACAAAGAGGAACAAAGUGAGCAACAUAUGGGAGCAAGUGAAGAUAAUGGUGGAAAGAGCCUUGCUAAAGGUACUGAGCAGGAAGAAACUGUAGUAGGAAUGCUGGAUGAAAAUGUAUUUUCUGAGAAAAGUGAUAAGCAAAAUACCAUGACAGAGGUCCAAACAGAAGACACUGUUGUAGACAGUGUUAAACACAAUGAGGAAAAGAGGUUAGAGCUAGAGGAUGACUCUGGAAAAUGCAGUGAAAUAAAACCAGAAUGUAUAAAUGCUGGCAAAGCUCUGGGCGACAUCCUAACAAAACAUGAAGAAGGUGUUGCUGAUAGUCAAGAUAAUGAAACACCUACAGACGAACAAAGAACAGAAAAACAAGAUGACAGCAUUCCAGAAGUGGAUGUAGCUGCAAGUAUGGUAAUAGAAGAUGUUGAAGAUGUAUGGAGGGGGAAUGAAGAGGACACGAAUCACAGAAAAACAAAAGAAAAAGUUACAGAAGUUUUGCCAGAUGUUGAGGCUGCUGAUCUGAAGUCUGAGAAAGCUGAAUUCGGUGAUCAAAAGAGAGAGUCUGACAGUGAAGAAGAACAUUUGGAAGAAUAUCAUGAAGCAUCUGAUUUCAGUGAGUCGUCUUUUGGAGAACUAAAAGAUAGUGAAAGAAAUGAAAACCAGGGUAAUGAACUGGAGGCAAAUAAUCACAAAAAACAAGAGACACUUGGGACUGCAGAAAGUGCAUUGCACCAUGAAGCCUAUGACAACAAAUGUAGAGAGAACGAAAGACUUGCUGGAGAAGAUAAAAAGGAAAGCACCUCCCAAAUCUCAGCAGAUAAAAUGGGAAGUGAGAACAUGUUGACCGAAAGCAAAAAUACACAGCAGCAGAAAGAAGCAGAACCUUUGCAAACUGAUACUUCCAUUGCUGAGCCACCAGAGGCCCAAUGUGAGAUGUCAGAAGACACCCACAAAAAGAUAUUAGACAAAAUCAGUUCAGAACAAAUUGCUGAAUAUACAUCAGAGCAGUUGGAAAAGCUAGGGGUAGCUGAGUAUGAAAACCAAUUGGAUGCACAGGUGGGUAGGAAGGGUAAAGGUAAAUCUCGGGAAGAUUGUGUUAUAUCAUAACUUUAGAGCCAAGUUAUCAUUGCAUAUUAUACACAGCCAUCUGAUAUGUUACAAAGCAAAGGCACUUUUAUAUAAAAGAUUAAAGACACUGUCUAAUUUGUAAUCUUCAUCAAUAAUAAAUGCAUAUGAACGUUUUUGUACCUCAGGUUUACUCACUGUUUAUUGUAACUAAACAAAGCUAUUAAUAAUACUAAUUCCUAAUGAAGUGCUUCUUUAUUUGCCACCAAGAUGACAAUAUAAUAGUUGAUCUUUUCAGUAUUUUAAUGACUGCCAGGAUUUGAAAGUUAUUAGGAACUGAUCACUUGUAGGAAACAUACUAGUUAAUGGUCAGACACAUUUACAUUUGACCCCAUUUCUUACAAAGCACUGUAGCUUCAACAUCCUUUUAAAAUGCUGAUAGUUUGUUGGAAAGUAGUAAAAUUGUAUCUUGUGCAUGUAUCUUGGUACAUUCCAAAUUAAAGUCACUUGUAUUGUCAAAAGAUAGGCCUGUUACAGACUGCCAAAAUAAAGCUGCUUCGGGUCUCUUUGGAGGUAUGCUGUUUAAAUGAUGC
Molecule: messenger RNA, 4152 nt
Organism: Sceloporus undulatus (fence lizard)
Lineage: Eukaryota; Metazoa; Chordata; Lepidosauria; Squamata; Phrynosomatidae
Gene: LRRFIP1
Product: LRR binding FLII interacting protein 1
Exons: 20
Coding region: 110-3601 (1163 amino acids)
Biological process (GO): regulation of transcription by RNA polymerase II
Molecular function (GO): RNA polymerase II cis-regulatory region sequence-specific DNA binding; DNA-binding transcription factor activity, RNA polymerase II-specific
Source: RefSeq, a predicted model, not a curated record